CUGGGCGCCCCUUGCCAGGCCUGAGUCCCCAUAGGCCCCCUCCUACUCCAGGCUUCAUUCCCUUUCUCAGAGGCAGGUCUGUGGCUUGGCUGGGAGAUCCAGGAACUGAGGGAGCACAGCAGCUGUGGGACAAGCCACAUAGCUAAAACCCGGCGGGCCAUAGGGCCCUGCGGAGGAGACCCCAGCAGGCGGACUAGGCUGUCCAAAACCUCCUAACACUCCCAGCCUGUUGCUUAUUCAUUCAGAGUGGGAAAGCGCCAGCCCCAAGACCAGUCUGUGCAGGGCUGCCCAAGUGAGGCCCCCAGGCGGUCUUGCCCGGUGCCCGGCAGAGAGCCUCGUGCAACCCUGGGCACCGCCCCUGCCCUGCCCUGACCCCUUGGCCUCAAAAUGCUGUCAUCGGAGGAGCCGUCCCGCUCGGACCAAGGCCAGGAUGGACAAAGCUAGAGCUGAGGCAGGCAAGGAGCCAUCCUGUCCUCGAGGCCGUGGGAAGAGAAGCACGCAUAGGGGGCCACUCCUGACAGCCUCUCCGUCCACCAGGCCUCUGCAGAGGGGCCACCAUGGCUCUGGCCUCAGCCGGCUGGGAGGUGGGGGCGCUGGUGUGGGGCGCCUGCCUCUGCGUCCUGGUGCGCGGGCAACAGGCCCAGCCGGGGCAGGGCGCAGACCCCGGGCGCUGGCGGCAGCUGAUUCAGUGGGAGAACAACGGGCAGGUGUACAGCCUGCUCAACUCGGGCUCCGAGUACGUUCCCGCCCGAGCUCAGCGCGCCGAGAGUAGCUCCCGGGUGCUGCUGGCUGGCGCUCCUCAGAUCCCGCAGCGGCGCAGCCCAGGAGGCCCCCGGCGACGGCAGGCCCCGUCCCUGCCCCUGCCCGGGGGCUCCGCCUCCUCGGUCUCAGCCUCGGCCUUCGCCACCACGUACCGCCAGCAGCCCUCCUUCCCGCAGCAGUUCCCCUACCCGCAGGCGCCCUUCGUCAGCCAGUACGAGGCCUACGACCCGGUGGCGCGGACCUACGACCAGGGCUACGUGUACUACCGCGGCGCGGGUGGCGCCGGCGCAGCGGCCAUGGCCUCGGCGGGGGUCGUCUACCCCUUCCAGCCGCCCGCGCGCUACGAGGAGUACGGCGGCGGCGGCGAGGAGCAGCCCGAGUACUCGCCGCAGGGCUUCUACCCCCCGGAGANAGCGCGGCGGCUCCCAGCAAGGCCGCCUCAGCGUGGGCAGCGUGUACCGGCCCACCCAAAACGGCCGCGGUGA
Molecule: messenger RNA, 1247 nt
Organism: Miniopterus natalensis
Lineage: Eukaryota; Metazoa; Chordata; Mammalia; Chiroptera; Miniopteridae
Source: RefSeq, a predicted model, not a curated record